Molecule: messenger RNA, 1764 nt
Organism: Erigeron canadensis
Lineage: Eukaryota; Viridiplantae; Streptophyta; Magnoliopsida; Asterales; Asteraceae
Product: heat shock cognate 70 kDa protein 2-like
Exons: 3
Coding region: 16-1764 (582 amino acids)
Biological process (GO): protein refolding; cellular response to unfolded protein
Cellular component (GO): cytoplasm
Molecular function (GO): misfolded protein binding; ATP hydrolysis activity; ATP binding
Source: RefSeq, a predicted model, not a curated record
AUCAAUCAGAUUGCCAUGAACCCUACUAACACCGUUUUUGAUGCAAAACGUCUUAUUGGUCGAAGAUAUAGUGAUUCUUCAGUUCAAAGUGAUAUCAAGUUGUGGCCUUUUAAGGUCACUCCAGGUCCUGCUGAUGAACCCAUGAUUUCUGUCAAUUACAAAGGUGAGGAGAAGCAGUUUGCAGCCGAAGAAAUUUGCUCCAUGGUUCUUAUCAAAAUGAAGGAGAUUGCAGAAGCUUUCCUUGGGUCGACUGUCAAAAAUGCUGUAAUCACUGUUCCCGCUUACUUCAAUGACUCUCAAAGGCAAGCCACCAAGGACGCGGGUGUGAUUUCUGGUCUUAAUGUGAUGCGUAUUAUUAAUGAGCCGACUGCUGCUGCAAUUGCUUAUGGUCUUGACAAGAAGGCUGGCAGUGUUGGGGAGAAGAAUGUUCUGAUCUUUGACCUUGGUGGCGGUACUUUCGAUGUCUCUCUUUUGAGUAUCGAAGAGAGUAUAUUUGAGGUUAUUUCGACUGCUGGUGAUUCUCAUCUUGGUGGUGUGGAUUUUGAUGACAGACUGCUGAACCAUUUUGUAAAAGAAUUCAAGAGAAAGCAUAAGAAGGAUAUCACAGGCAACCUAAGAGCAUUGACAAGGUUGAGGACUUCUUGUGAAAGGGCAAAGAGGACAUUGUCAUCCACUGCUCAAACAACCAUUGAGAUUGAUUCACUGUAUGAAGGUGUCGACUUUUACUCCUCCAUUACUCGUGCUAGGUUUGAGGAGCUGAAUAUGGAUCUGUUCAGGAAGUGUAUGGAGCCUGUUGAGAAGUGUCUUUUGGAUGCCAAUAUGGAUAAUAGCAGUGUUGAUGAUGUGGUUCUAGUCGGUGGAUCAACCAGAAUCCCCAAAGUGCAACAGCUACUCCAAGAUUUCUUCAAUGGAAAAGAGCUCUGCAAGAGCAUUAACCCCGAUGAGGCUGUUGCAUACGGUGCUGCAGCUCAAGCUGCAAUCUUGAGUCGGGAGAGUAAUGAAAAUGUUCCAGAUUUCCUACUUUUGGAUGUUACACCUCUAUCACUAGGAAUUGAAACAGCUGGAGGUAUAAUGAGUAUUCUCAUUCCAAGGAACAGUACCAUCCCGACAAAGAACGAGCAUGUGUUUACUACCCUCGUCGACAAUCAGCCAAAUGUCUUCAUUCAGGUAUAUGAAGGUGAAAGAACAAGAACCCAAGACAAUAACUUGUUGGGCACGUUUGUGCUUUCCGGAAUCCCACCUGCACCAAAAGGUAAACCACAGAUCACAGUCUCCUUUGACAUUGAUGCCGAUAGUAUUCUAAAUGUCUCAGCUGAAGAGAAAACGACAGGCCAGAAAAAUGGGAUCACUAUCACCAACGACAAGGGAAGGCUUUCAAGGGAGCAAAUUCAGAAGAUGGUUCAAGAGGCUGAGAAGUACAAGGCAGAGGAUGAAGAGCAUAAGAAGAAGGUGGAGUCUAAGAAUGCAUUGGAGAACUAUGCAUACAACAUGAGGAUUACCAUCAAGGAUGAGAAGCUAAGCCCAGCUGAGAAGAAAAUGAUUAAUGAUGCGAUUGAUGGAGCCAUCUCUUGGUUGGAUUUCAACCAGCUUGCUGAGGCUGAUGAGUUUGUUUACAAGGUGAAAGAGCUCGAGAAUAUCUGCAACCCGAUCAUAGCCAAAAUGUAUCAAAGAGGAUAUCUGCAACCCGAUCAUGGUGGGUCAAUUGUCGAGGAGAUAUUCCUGCCGGUGGGUGGCGCUGGCCCCAAGAUUGAGGAAGUCGAUUAA